Molecule: messenger RNA, 1215 nt
Organism: Cuscuta campestris
Lineage: Eukaryota; Viridiplantae; Streptophyta; Magnoliopsida; Solanales; Convolvulaceae
Source: the annotation of a GenBank genome assembly
CUGAGGAUGUGACCGUUGCAACUCUGAUUCUCUUUGAAUAUAUACCGAAACAUUACAAUUGCGAUCCCAAUCACUCGAUUUCUUCCCAAUCAGUUUUCCAAUAUACGGAAAUUAGAAGAAGGACGAGAAGAGCACACUCCGAAUCAAGGCCUGAGGAAUAAUUCACUCUAUUCGUGCAGUUUGUGACUCUUUCUUUCCAAGAAAUAGCAACAGCCAUGGCCACCCGGGCUAGUCAACUGGUGCGAGACCAGAAUGUUGCCAAACUUCACUGCAGUGGAGCUUCUGCCGGGAUGAAGAAUGAUAGUGAUAAUGUGUCCAUGGGUCAAAAGAAAGGAGGAAAGCAUGGUGCCAGAAGAGCACUCAAUGAUAUAUCAAACUCCACAAAGCCUUGUGCACUCCUGCAGGCAUCAAAGAAAGCAAACCCUUCAACGGUUCUUGUAGAGAAGAAUGCGGGCGUUUCGAAAACGAAGAAGAGAGUUGGUGGAAGGAGAGCACUUGGAGAUCUGACAAACUCCAGCAAGCAAUAUGCGCAGCAGGUGCCGCCUAAGAAAGGUUAUAAUGAAGAAGAAGAAUUGUUUUGUGUGGGUGAGGAGGGAUUUAUGCACAAUCACGACAAGUGUAUCAAAGAGCAGAUGAUGGCUAUGGACAUGGGCUGUUUUCUCAAGGAAGCUGGACUUGCCAAUGAUUCAUCAAAUCAAUUUGUAAUCACUCCACAUGCUUAUCCACCCUCACUGAGGAGGUCAAAGCUGAAGAGUGCAGUAAAGGACUUGGAAAUGGAAGAGCUGCCCGAGUUGCCGAUUCCUUUAAACUACUCACCUGUUCUCCAAAGGUCACCCAUGUCCCCAAAAGCACAGUGUGUGAACUGGAAGGAUGAAAGCUUUCCAGCUUUCUCAUUGAUAGAAACUCCCAUGCUACCAAAUACUGUUGAUGCCUCAUAACCCACAAAAUAUGAAUAUGACUAUAUGAGCGCCCAAUUUAUCAGUAUCUUUAGUUGAUAGGAUUGUGAUCAAGGACGGCAUCUAUCAAAAUGUUGAAAUCAUGAUCAAGAUUAGCUAGUGUGUUUGCUUUUGUUUUCAACUCUGGGUUGUGGUGCUAUGAACAUACGCAAGCACGUUUUACAUUUGCCAUGUAUUCUAUGCAUUCCUUCGACACUUUUUCUUUGUUACUCCCCUUAUUGUUGUCCAAUUAUUUUUCCAUUAAAAAGCUCUAUAUUUG